Molecule: messenger RNA, 1044 nt
Organism: Echinops telfairi (small Madagascar hedgehog)
Lineage: Eukaryota; Metazoa; Chordata; Mammalia; Afrosoricida; Tenrecidae
Gene: HSH2D
Product: hematopoietic SH2 domain containing
Exons: 6
Coding region: 1-1044 (347 amino acids)
Cellular component (GO): cytoplasm
Source: RefSeq, a predicted model, not a curated record
AUGACGGAGGACAGGACCCUGCCCCCACCGCUGCCUCCACGCCUGGACUGGUUCGUGCACACCCAGGUGGGCCAGCUGGCCCAGGAUGGAGUUCCCCAGUGGUUCCAUGGAGCGAUCUCCAGAGAGGCUGCCGAGAACUUGCUGGAGCCACAACCACCAGGAUCCUUUCUCAUCCGGGUCAGUCACAGUCACGUGGGCUACACGCUGUCCUACAGGGCCCAGAACUGCUGCCGCCACUUCAUGGUGAAGCUGCGAGAAGACGGCAGCGUUGUGAUCCCCGGGGGCGGGGUGGCCCACGCCUCACUGCACGCCCUGGUCACCUUCCACCAGCAGAAGCCCAUGCGGCCACACGGCGAGCUGCUCACCCGGCCCUGUGGGCAGGAGGAUCCCACAUGCGUGGACUACGAGGACCUCUUCCUGUACAAUAACGCGCUGGUCAAGGAAAUCGCCAGCGAACUCACUGCCAUCGAGUCGACCUCCCCGAAACCGGGCAUGCUCCACUGGCCAGAGGAAAGGCAGGCUUCAGCUGAGAUGGACAGAGCACCCCCGGGGAGCCUCGCCUCUUCUGGCCCCCCGAAAGCUCCCCUGUCAGAUGCCCGCCAGAAACUCUGGAAGCGCCUCAAGACGCUCCCCAAAGCGGGCAGGAGGGCCCAGCAGCAGCUGAAAUCCCACCUGACAGCCGUGAGCUUGCCGUUGUUCUCAGACACCAGCUUGCCCGUGGCCACUGCCGCCGGCGGCUUAGAGGUCGCAGGCAACGGCCACGAGGAGGCUGCGAACCAGGAGGACCACUUCUAUAGAGAACCCUUUGAGGGGGCCCACGCAGCCCCCAGGUCUCCCAGAGACAGAAAUGCCUUUCCCAGGGAGGCCCUGAGGGCAGGCAGUUGGAGCGGAGUUUCCCCGGGGGGCCGAGGGCUGCACAGAACAGUAGUGACGUCGAAGUCACUGCAGGUAACCAACCAAGAGACAAGAGGCGUGGAGGAACCCCAGGACUGGCUGCCUGAGGAGUACCGCCCACCCCCACCAUUCGCCCCUGGAUACUGCUAG